Molecule: messenger RNA, 674 nt
Organism: Miniopterus natalensis
Lineage: Eukaryota; Metazoa; Chordata; Mammalia; Chiroptera; Miniopteridae
Gene: CMC2
Product: C-X9-C motif containing 2
Cellular component (GO): mitochondrion
Source: RefSeq, a predicted model, not a curated record
GCUCUGGAGAGCGUAGGAGCGUUCCCGCCCGGGAGCUGGCCCGGCUCUGCGCCCAGGCGGGCCGGCCUUGGCGUGCGGCAUCUUCAACCGUCCUCGUGUGGCAACGAGUCGGGUUGCUCUGCUGUGCUCCAUCACCUUCUCCUAAAGAUGCAUCCUGACUUAUCUCCACACUUGCACACUGAAGAAUGCAACGUCUUGAUUAACUUACUUAAGGAAUGUCACAAAAAUCACAGCAUUCUGAAAUUUUUUGGUCAUUGCAAUGACCUUGAUCGGGAGAUGAGAAAAUGCUUGAAGAAUGAGUACAUGGAAAAGAGGACCAGGAGCAGGGAGCAUGGCAAUCAGAUGCGAAAGAGACUUUCUAAUUCUUCAGGAGAAUCUGAAGCAUAAAUUGUAUUUUCACUGGAUGUCUUGGCUGAGAGAACACCUGAAGACUCUUGGUUGAUAAAACCAAAAGAAUCCUAUCUCAUUCGGUCUCCAGAAUCUUUUGAAUAGCAAGUGACCCAUGAGAAAUCAUGCCAUGGAGAAAUAUGGAAACCCUGGAUUCAGAAUAUAUGUUGGGCAGAGCCUUAGUACUCUCAUUCCUUUACCAACGCACCUGACUUUUAAUAUGUUUAAUGUACAGUUAAUAUCCGAGUAACCUAUCUCCCUUAAUAAAAUAAUUGACUUGAAUCCUA